AUGGUACUCGAUAUCGACUUAUUUCGAGCCGACAAAAACUAUGAUCCACAAGUUGUACGUGAUUCACAGAAGAAACGAUACAAACAUGUCGAAUUGGUCGAUCAAGUUAUUUCUUAUGAUAAACUCUGGCGUACGGUUCGUUAUGAGGCCGAUGCAUGGAAUAAAGUUAAAAAUUUAUCUAGUCGAACAGUGGCUGCAAAGAAACAAGCAAAAGAAAAUGAUGGUGAUUCUGAUGAAUUUAACAAAGAUUUGACUAUUAGUCUUGAAAUAAUCAAUGCAGAAUUUUUAGCUAAAUUAACAAUUAAACAAUUAAUACGACUGAGUACAUUGAUCGAUACAGAAAUUGAAAAAACAAAAGAAAAAUUGAUCAAAAUUGAAAAUGAACGAAAUAUGGCCUUAUAUGAAAUUGGUAAUCUUGUUCAUGAAUCGGUGCCUGUCAGUGAUAAUGAAGAUUUCAAUAAGAUCGAACGAAUAUUCGGUGAUUGUGGAAUACGUAAAAAAUAUUCUCAUAUUGAUCUUAUUCAUAUGAUCGAUGGUUAUGAUGGUAAACGAGGAGCAUUAGUAGCCGGAUCUCGAGGCUAUUUUAUGAAGGAUCCUGCUGUAUUUCUCGAACAGGCUAUCAUUCAAUUAGCUUUGCGCGUAUUGAAUGAUAAAGGAUUUGAAAUACUCUAUACACCAUUUUUUCUACGUAGAGAAAUUAUGCAAGAAGUAGCUCAAUUAAGUCAGUUGGACAAAGAACUUUAUAAAGUUGUAUGUAAAAAUGAUAAGCCUGAUGAACCGACCGAUGAAGUUAAAUAUUUGAUUGCUACUUCUGAACAAGCUAUUGCUGCUUUUCAUCGUGAUGAAUGGCUUAAACCCAAACAAUUGCCAAUUCGUUAUUGUGGUAUUUCUUCAUGUUUUCGUCAAAAAGCUGGCUCUGGCGGUCGUGGUACACGUGGUAUUUUUCGUGUACAUCAAUUUGAAAAGAUGGAACAAGUUUGCAUUACUUCUCCACAUGACAAUCAAUCGUGGCAAAUGUUCGAAGAAAUGAUUGGUAAUGCUGAAGAAUUUAAUAAAUUAUUAGGUAUUCCUUAUCGUAUUGUCAAUAUUGUUUCCGGUGAAUUGAAUAAUGCAGCAUCGAAAAAAUUUAAUUUGGAAGCGUGGUUUCCUGGUUCAGGUAAAUUUCGUGAACUUGUCUCCUGUUCAAAUUGCCUUAAUUAUCAAUCGCGACGACUUAAAAUUCGUUAUGGUCAAACGAAAAAACUCAAUGAAGGCGUAGAAUAUGUUCACAUGCUCAAUGCGACAAUGUGUGCAACGACACGAACAAUCUGUGCUAUCCUUGAAAAUUAUCAAACUGAAGACGGUAUUCUCAUACCAGAGAUUCUCAAACCAUUUAUGCCCAAGAAGUAUUCCGACAAGAUUCCAUUCGUCAAACUGGUACCAAUCGACCAAGAAGCCAAAGCAACAGAUGCAUCCAAAAAAUUCAAUCAAUAA
Rotaria sp. Silwood1 is the source of this 1473-nucleotide messenger RNA. The record is from the annotation of a GenBank genome assembly. Lineage: Eukaryota; Metazoa; Rotifera; Eurotatoria; Philodinida; Philodinidae.